Molecule: messenger RNA, 471 nt
Organism: Ananas comosus (pineapple)
Lineage: Eukaryota; Viridiplantae; Streptophyta; Magnoliopsida; Poales; Bromeliaceae
Product: major pollen allergen Ole e 10-like
Exons: 3
Coding region: 8-352 (114 amino acids)
Source: RefSeq, a predicted model, not a curated record
UCAGCUUAUGGCUCAGAGAACAUUCAUAAUGUUCGUCGCAAUUCUCCUGCUCCUAUCUUCCCCAGGUGGACUUGCGAAGCGAGUACCUUCUCAGAAGACUUGGUGUGUGCCGAAGCCUUAUAUCGAUAGCUUGAUCCUUCAAGGAAACAUAAACUUUGUGUGCUCUGAGGUUGAUUGCGGCAGUAUCAAACCUGGCGGGCCCUGUUUCGCCCCGGACACAAGUAUGAACCACGCUUCGGUUGCUAUGAACCUUUACUACCAACAACACGGCCGCUGGGAAGAACACUGUGAGUUCAAAGGAAGUGGACUUAUCGCCAUCACUGAUCCGAGUAAUGGCGAUUGCAAAUGGUAAACGGGUAACGUUAUCAAAGAGAUGAACACUUGGGUCCCUUUGUUCUUUGGUCAAGUUCUAUUUUUCUGCGGAGUUGUAAUAAAAUGGACUCCAUAAAUAAAAUUGUGACCAUUCUCUGA